AUUUUGCCAAGGUUGGGCACGCACCCGUGACAAGUUUAUUUUGCCAAGGUCGGGCACGCACCCGGAACACCGCCUCAGGAAGUCCUGAUUGAAAGAUUCUCCCCUGGGCCUGAAAGCUUGAGAGAAUGAAUAACUCCUCCUCCUCAGGCCAGUCCUAAGGCGCAAACGAGCGCCAGCAGCAAGAUAGCAGAGGCAGGAAAAGAGCUGGCUGGAAGACACAUACCCUCUGAAGAUCAAGAGGGAGGCCGUCCCAGUACUACACAGCAGUCACGUCAGGCUGGGACAAUUCCUGUUUACAGAGGACUAUAAAACCCCUGCUCUGUCCUCACUUGGGGCUGAUCCAUUUUCGGCCUCAGACCGUCUGCACCCAGGCGCUCAUUAACACAGCGUUUUGCUCCACACUGUCUCGUGUUGUCUGUUUGCGAGUUCUCAGGGUUCCAACCAAUGCAAGAGCCUUGCAUCCAGUGCUGAGACCUGCGAGGGGCUUCGGUCCACAUCCGCCGUGCACCUACCACCCCUCCAUCCCGGAGAGCAGGCCACAGCAGCCGGACACAGGAAGCUGCUCAGCCUCUAGUCGCCUCUCUGGGCCUGCACAUUGGUCACUGAUCUCGUCUACUGGCACAGACGUGUUUAUCAGCCAACCCGACCCUCACAAAAGCUACAACCGAAGUGGACAGGCCCCUACACUGUGGUACUUGGCACGCUAACUGCAGUGAGUCCAAGGACUCCCCCACUGGAUCCAUCGUACCAGGGUCAAGGUCAAGCUCGCCCCCAAGGCUGCUUCUUCCUCCAAAACAUUAACAGCUAAGUGUUGCCUAGGUCAAUUUCUCCUACCAAGCUUAAAUUAACAUUUUUUUCCUAAAAAUCAAAACACAAGGAAUAUUAACCACCUGCUUCCAGGAAUGGCCUGUACCUACCCAACCUGCUAUACCUCUCUUCCACCCAAAAGUCUUAAUACAGGAAUAUCCCUCACCACGAUCCUAAUACUGUCAGUAGCUGUCCUGCUGUCCGCAGCAGCCCCUCCCAGCUGCCGUGAGUGUUAUCAGUCUUUCCACUACAGAGGAAAGAUUCAACAAUCCUUUACUUACCAUACUCAUAUAGAAAGAUCCUGUUAUGGAACCUUAAUCGAAGAAUGUGUUGAAUCAGGAAAGAGUUAUUAUAAAGUAAAGAAUCCAGGAGUAUCUGGCAGUCGUAAUGGGGCUAUAUGCCCCCAAGGGAAGCAGUGGCUUUGCUUCACCAAAAUUGGAUAAUGGGGAGUAAACACUCAAGUACUCGAGGACAUAAAGAGAGAAUAGAUUAUAGCCAAAGCCAAAGCCUCAAAACCAACAACUCCCCCUGAAAAUCACCCGCGGUAUUUCCAUUCCUUUAUACGAAAACUACAAGCAGAUGCAUCCCUUCCCAAGCCAGGAAAAUACCUGUUUGUAGAUCUAGGAGAACCAUCGCGCUUACCAUGAAUGUGUCCAAUUGCUGGGUAUGCCAGGGAGCUCGUGUGAGGGAACAGGGGCUGUGGGAUGGGCUAGACAUUCCCCCUUACUUACUAGCAUCCCAAAACCCCAGCCUCGCUUUCACUCCUCAGGAACGCCCGCAGUCCUGGACACUUACCAACCCAGUGAGAAUAUCCUGCAAGUGGACCAAUAAAACCCAUCGCGCCGUAGGUGAAAACCCCUGUCACCAAACCCUAACGGUCAACACCUCCAGAGCUGAGUGGUGGCCAAGCUUAUCCCCGGAGCCUGGUCUCCUUCUAACUUAAGCUACCUCAAUUGUGUCUUGUCCACAAAGGCCUAGUACUGUACAAACACCACUAACCCUUAUGCCGCAUAGCCCUGCCUAGGUGCACCAUGCGACAAUCCCAUGAACACCAGCCUACCAUGGACUGCCCCUGAUGGAUUCCUUUGGAUAUGUGGAACCCAGGCUUACUCAUGGCUACCUAUCACUAGCAAGGUACUUGCUUCCUAGGCACAGUUAAACCUGGAUUCUUUUUACUUCCAAAGCAGGCGGGCAACACCCUCAGAAUCCCUGUGUAUGAUUAACCAGAGGAAAACGAUCCUCGGAGGUAGGAGGGAGCCAAAGAUGGCGAGAGGACGAGAAACAGGCCUUACAGUCCUGCCACUUGGGCGGAGGAUGGUUCGUGGGGUUAUCGCACUUUCAUAUAUACGCCAAAUAGAACAAUUAGACUACAGGCUAUUCUAGAGAUAAUCACCAACCAAACCACCUGAGCCCUAGAAAUGCUUGCACAACAACAAACCCAAAUGCAAGCGGCAAUUUAUCAAAACAGGCUGGCACUAGGCUGCUUAGUAGCAGAAGAGGUGGGGCCUGUGGUAGGUUUAAUAUCUCCAAUUGCUAUCUUAACAUAGGCGAUAAUGGAAAAGCGGUUCUAAAAAUCACUUCAAACAUCAGAAAAGUAGCCCAUGGACCAGGCCAAACCUGAAGGGAGGGGACCCAACAAAACUUCUAGGAGGUGGUUCUCUAAUUUAGGAGGAUUGAAAAUGCUGGUAGGGACGGUCAUCUUCAUCGUUGGGUUCCUCCUGUCUCCCGUUAUCCCACUGAUAAUGAAAGCCAUUAAAACUCUUGUUGA
Messenger RNA from Cercocebus atys (sooty mangabey), 2575 nucleotides. It is a transcript of the gene ERVH48-1, whose product is annotated as suppressyn. The record is from RefSeq and is a predicted model, not a curated record. NCBI's taxonomy places the organism in Eukaryota, Metazoa, Chordata, Mammalia, Primates, Cercopithecidae. The transcript has 2 exons.